This is a messenger RNA of Melitaea cinxia (Glanville fritillary), 1640 nucleotides long. RefSeq names its product zinc finger protein Gfi-1b (gene sens-2). Gene Ontology annotation, biological process: regulation of transcription by RNA polymerase II. The record is from RefSeq and is a predicted model, not a curated record. The transcript is spliced from 6 exons. NCBI's taxonomy places the organism in Eukaryota, Metazoa, Arthropoda, Insecta, Lepidoptera, Nymphalidae. Gene Ontology annotation, molecular function: DNA-binding transcription factor activity; RNA polymerase II cis-regulatory region sequence-specific DNA binding. Bases 78 to 1505 code for a protein of 475 amino acids.
AUACAGCGGGCCGCGUCGCUCGCACGUACGCGCUUAGUCAAAUUCGUGUUGUGUUCAAUGUUUUAAAACUGUUUACGAUGGAAGUAAGUGCGAUGCCGCCGAUGCCUUUGGACUUUUCAAUGGUUAGGAGUGGUGGCAGUUCGCCGACUAUGAGGGAGAGUUCGCCGAGGCCGGUGUCGAACAGCGCUUUCAGAGUUGUCACUCCGAAAGGAGUAUCAGCAAGCGAAGCGCUCAGGAGCGGUCUAUGUCAGUCUCUGUGGUCACCGGCGACGCGUCACGAAGCUCGUAUAUCCUCACCACCUCAACAAAUAGAUAGUUAUCCUGUAAGAGAAGAAAUCAAGUUCGGUAUUAACCGAUUGGUUGGUGAAAGGACCGAUGAAGAAGACAAUGAAUCACAUAACAAUGAAACUUCAAGAGCAGAAGGUGUUUCUCCUACCUCCCGUUGCGGCAGUCCAUGCUGGCCACCAUCACCCCAUUCACCAAGAUCAGUGCGCUCAACAUCUCCUGAAUUAGAAGUGGAUUCCCCUCCAUCUUCUCCUAGACGACCACCUAAUUCGUCUCCACCUUUAAAGAGAUCAGAAGCAUUUUCAGUGAGUGCAUUACUAAGACCAGAUGCACCAAGAGUACAACCACAAAGGCCUUUCAUUUAUCCACCACUACCAUUUGCUGAGUUUUUAAGAGAUGCUGGUAGUCUUGGCCUUUCUGGGUGGGGUGGAUAUAGCAAUUUAUACCUUCAUGCAGUCCAAGCGGCUGGUCCGGAACUAUUGAGAUUGCGUGCGGCUGUACUUGGUGCUCCAAGUCCUUUAUCGAGACCCUUACCCAUCGGAGAUGUUUACUCUUGCGUUAAGUGUGAGAAAAUGUUCAGUACACCGCAUGGCUUAGAGGUGCAUGCCAGAAGAUCGCACAAUGGAAAGAGACCUUUUGCAUGUGAACUGUGUAGCAAGACGUUUGGUCAUGAAAUCAGCCUCAGUCAACACAGGGCUGUCCACAGCGUAGAGAAGGUUUUCGAAUGUAAGCAAUGCGGAAAGACUUUCAAGCGAUCCAGCACACUGUCGACACAUCUUCUAAUACAUUCUGACACCAGGCCCUACCCUUGCCAGUACUGUGGCAAACGGUUCCACCAGAAAUCCGACAUGAAGAAACACACUUAUAUACAUACCGGUGAAAAACCUCACAAAUGUCAAGUGUGCGGUAAAGCGUUCAGCCAAAGUUCUAACCUCAUUACGCAUUCCCGCAAACACACCGGUUUCAAGCCGUUUGCAUGCGAACUUUGCGGACGAGCUUUUCAAAGAAAGGUCGACUUGAGACGGCAUAGAGAAACUCAACAUGCGGACUUACGGAACCCUCAGCAUAUGCAGCCGCCGCAUACGGAUGUGCAUGGCAUGCAUGCCCCUGACAUGCAUGUCGCGGAUCGGAUAGAUCUUCGUCCACCACACCCUGAUCUCCGACAACCUGACUUCAGGAUGAGUAGCGCUGUGGCCCCCCUACAACCACUUCCCUCCUGAACGUCAACCGCCUUCGCGCCCUGGCGCUGAGGCAACCUUACAGACUUGUAAAUAAGACUCAAAAUAUAAAACCUAAAUAACCAAAGACACUUGAGUGAUGAAAUAGUGAAGAAACUUUAGUAUUUAAAUAAUUAU